AUGGUAGCCUUUCCAGACUAUGUGAUACUGGAGAUCUAUCCUAAUGGAGACCAUAACAUAGCAAAACGGCUGUCCCCAUCUGAAGUGAAAUCGCGAACAGUCAGCAAGUUAGCAGUAGCCAUUAUCGGAAUGAAACGGUUAAACGACGUGAACGGUCUAACGGUUUCUGCGCUCGAUCGACAACAGUUUCUGUGCUCCAUGGACGAUAGCGCGGACCAAUCAGGCGCAGGUCGUGUGAGUGCAACACACGCAACAACAUACUUCACGGGUAGCCGUUUCCGUUGCUGCUGUGGUUUACUGCCGAUUAGUGUGAUGGUAUUUUCAUGUGCAAAAAAUAAACCACAUCACUUGUCCUAUGGAAUUCUGGAUAUGGACGGACGUCGAUUCGAGAUCAACGGGAACAAUUCGGCUACAUUUGGUGAAAACCCCAGCAAUGAUUCUAUCACAGAUUCAUCAGGCAUUCGUGAAAGGUGA
Messenger RNA from Necator americanus (New World hookworm), 474 nucleotides. RefSeq lists its product as uncharacterized. The record is from RefSeq and is a predicted model, not a curated record. The transcript is spliced from 6 exons. NCBI's taxonomy places the organism in Eukaryota, Metazoa, Nematoda, Chromadorea, Rhabditida, Ancylostomatidae. The coding region runs from base 1 to 474 and encodes 157 amino acids.